Molecule: messenger RNA, 496 nt
Organism: Dromiciops gliroides (monito del monte)
Lineage: Eukaryota; Metazoa; Chordata; Mammalia; Microbiotheria; Microbiotheriidae
Gene: SYCE3
Product: synaptonemal complex central element protein 3
Exons: 3
Coding region: 79-345 (88 amino acids)
Biological process (GO): spermatogenesis; synaptonemal complex assembly; reciprocal meiotic recombination
Cellular component (GO): central element
Source: RefSeq, a predicted model, not a curated record
CUCCAGUAACGGCCGGGGCGGGGCCGCGGUGAGGAGAGUCCGGCGGGAGCCGCCCCAUGAGCCCGCCCGGAGGCGGUGAUGGCUGAGUCCGAUCCUGGGGACAGAAACUAUGACAACAUGCUGAAGAUGCUGUCCGACCUCAACAAGGACCUGGAGAAGCUGCUGGAGGAGAUGGAGAAGAUAUCGGUUCAGGCGACCUGGAUGGCCUAUGACAUGGUGGUGAUGCGCACCAACCCUGCCUUGGCAGACUCCAUGCGGCGACUGGAAGACGCCUUCUUGAACUGCAAGGAGGAGAUGGAGAAGAACUGGCAAGAGCUGCUAAAUGAAACCAAGCCCAAGCAGUAGCCCCUGCCCUCCACGCUCCCUUCCUGACCCUCCGGGACUCAGCCCCCAGGGAGGAGAGAGUUGGGCCCCAGUUGGCUGAGAAGUAGAGAGCCCGACAUAGACAUGUACAUACAUAAGUGCUCACUGCCCAAUGAAGGUAUUUUCAAGCACA